Prosopis cineraria is the source of this 1463-nucleotide messenger RNA. RefSeq names its product phospholipase A1-IIgamma-like. Gene Ontology annotation, biological process: lipid metabolic process. The transcript is spliced from 2 exons. The record is from RefSeq and is a predicted model, not a curated record. The coding region runs from base 72 to 1262 and encodes 396 amino acids. Lineage: Eukaryota; Viridiplantae; Streptophyta; Magnoliopsida; Fabales; Fabaceae. Gene Ontology annotation, molecular function: glycerophospholipid phospholipase A1 activity.
CAUGAAGAGAAACCUAUCCAUAAAGCAAGAGUUCAAGACGUGGAUAAUUACGAUCACACAGAAACACAAAGAUGAGCAAUAUUGCUCGAAGAUGGAGACUCCUAAGUGGGCAAAAUCAUUGGGAGGGUCUUCUAAAACCUCUUGACAUCGAUCUGCGAAGGUACUUAAUUCACUAUGGAGAAAGGACACAAGCCACGUACGAUACUUUCAUCUCAGAAAAAGCUUCCAAGUUUGCAGGAGCAAGCAAGUAUGCAAAGCAGAACUUAUUUGCAGGGGUGGGUUUGGAGAAUGGGAAUCCCUUCAUGUACAGUGUGGCCAAGUAUCUGUAUGCAACAUCACAAAUCGAAGUUCCUGAAGCUUUUGUGAUAAAACCAUCGCGAAAGGAUGCUUGGUGCAAGGAAUCAAACUGGAUAGGGUAUGUUGCUGUUGCGACAGAUGAAGGCAAGGCUGUGCUAGGAAGGAGGGAUAUUGUGAUUUCUUGGAGAGGAACAUUAAGAACGUUAGAGUGGAUUAACGAUUUUCAAUUCCUGUUGGUGCCUGCUCCUAUACUGUUUGGUGGUAAGGGUUUGGGUGAUCCUAAAGUGCAUCAAGGUUGGUACUCCAUGUACACUUCAAGUGAUCUUCAAUCUCGAUUCAAUACAACCAGUGCAAGAGACCAGGUCCUAAGUGAGAUAAGAAGGCUAUUAGAUUUAUACAAGGAUGAAGAAAUCAGCAUAACUGUAGUGGGACACAGUUUAGGGGCUGCACUCGCAACCCUAAACGCAGUGGACAUAGCUCGAAAUGGCUACAACAAGCCAACAAACGCACCAGAAAGAGCAUGUCCUGUGACAGCAUUUCUAUUCGGGUGCCCUCGAGUUGGAGAAUUCAUCUUCAAGAAGGUCUUCAAUGAGUUGAAAGAUCUGAGAGCCUUAAGAGUAGAGAAUAUUCUUGAUAUUGUUCCGAAGUACCCCCUUUUGCCCUAUUUAGAAGUGGGUGAAGAACUGAAGAUGAACACUCAGAAAUCUCCAUACUUGAAGAGUCCAGGGACAGUCAAUACUUGGCAUAACUUGGAGUGUUACCUUCAUGGCAUCGCAGGAACACAAGGACUCGAUGGAGGGUUUAAAUUACUGGUGAAUCGUGAUAUUGCACUAGCGAACAAGCGUUAUGAUGCUUUGAAAGAUGAGAAUCAUGUUCCUGCGUCUUGGUGGAUUCAGAAAAAUAAGGGAAUGGUUCAACAAGAUGGAUCGUGGGAGCUGAUGGAUCAUGAAGAUGGUGCCUUUUGACUCGUCAACGUUAUAUAAAAAUACAUAAAAAAAGCGUCGUUUCGUGUUCAAAAUUGUUAUGAAUUAUGAUUCUGAGUGUUCUAAUAAAAUAUCGACAAUGCAUGUCAUUUUAAUUUCUGUAAUAGUGGAGGAAUCCAUUUACAUUGUAACCCAAAAUGAUUCGGUAAGUUGGAAUAACAUAUCUACUAGGAUAUUGCAUAA